UCUAUUAUCUCCAACCUCACAAAAAACUUAGAGAAAAAUGAGGUUUUGGAUACUAGUUUUGUUCUCAAUCCUCUCCUUCUCCCUCGUCGCCUUGGCUCAACAAUGCGAUAGCCAAGCUGGAGGAAAACUAUGUGUCGGAGGGUUGUGUUGUAGCCAAUAUGGCUACUGUGGCAACACCUCGCCGUAUUGCUCUACUGGCUGCCAGAGCCAAUGUAGCCCUGGCGGUGGAGGAUCCCCGUCCACUCCAUCUACACCAACACCGACCCCGAGUGGAGGUGAUAUUAGCUCUAUCAUUAGCAGGACCCUCUUUCAUCAGAUGUUGAAGCACCGUAACGAUGCCAAUUGCCCCGGUAAAGGGUUUUACACUUAUGAUGCUUUCAUAGCUGCUGCCAAGGCUUUUGGAGGUUUUGGAACCACUGGAGAUACUGUGACUCGCAAAAGAGAGAUUGCGGCCUUUCUAGGCCAAACUUCACAUGAAACUACAGGUGGGUGGCCAACUGCACCGGAUGGCCCAUAUGCAUGGGGAUAUUGCUUUGUUAAGGAACAAGGGAACCCUGGGGACUAUUGUGUUGCAAGUCAACAAUGGCCGUGUGCUCCUGGUAAAAAAUAUUAUGGUCGAGGUCCCAUUCAAAUUUCAUACAACUACAACUAUGGUCAAGCAGGAAAAGCCAUAGGGUAUGAUCUGAUAAACAACCCAGAUGCAGUUGCAACUGACCCAACCACAUCUUUCAAGACAGCAUUGUGGUUCUGGAUGACGCCGCAAUCACCAAAACCCUCUUGCCACAGUGUCAUCACCGGCCAAUGGACUCCGUCUAGUGCUGACAGAGCAGCCGGUCGACUCCCUGGCUAUGGUGUCAUCACCAACAUCAUCAAUGGAGGAAUCGAAUGUGGAAAAGGCUCUGUUUCACAGCAAGAGGACCGAAUUGGGUUCUAUAAGAGAUACAGUGACAUAUUUGGAGUAGGCUAUGGUAGCAAUCUUGACUGCAAUAACCAAAGGCCUUUUGCAUAGGCACCUUUAUGGUUUUACUUCAGUCUCGUUUUGGAAUAAGUUGAUGUGAAAUAAUGUUUGGCGGAGCUAUGAUCAGCCAAAUUGGGAUCUAUCUAACCUAAUACAUAUUAUUAAGAAAUAAAGAAUCUACUGCCGCUCAAUUAAGUGAUUAUUUGUCA
This is a messenger RNA of Camellia sinensis, 1167 nucleotides long. Its product is annotated as basic endochitinase. Gene Ontology annotation, biological process: carbohydrate metabolic process; cell wall macromolecule catabolic process; defense response to fungus. Gene Ontology annotation, molecular function: chitinase activity; chitin binding. NCBI's taxonomy places the organism in Eukaryota, Viridiplantae, Streptophyta, Magnoliopsida, Ericales, Theaceae. The record is from RefSeq and is a predicted model, not a curated record.